Molecule: messenger RNA, 933 nt
Organism: Colletotrichum higginsianum IMI 349063
Lineage: Eukaryota; Fungi; Ascomycota; Sordariomycetes; Glomerellales; Glomerellaceae
Product: 6-phosphogluconate dehydrogenase family protein
Exons: 2
Coding region: 1-933 (310 amino acids)
Molecular function (GO): NADP binding; NAD binding; oxidoreductase activity, acting on the CH-OH group of donors, NAD or NADP as acceptor
Source: RefSeq, a predicted model, not a curated record
AUGGGUAUUGGUAUGGCAACAAACCUACAGAAGCAUCUCUCUAAACUAGGUGCUCCAAAUCUGCAGUACCACAACAGGACAAUGUCACGCGGCGAUCCCUUGGCAGAGAUCGGAGGGGUAGCACGCCCCGAAGUCGAAGAUCUUGUCAGUACCACAGACAUCAUCUUCAUGUCCCUCAGCGACGAUGCCGCGGUUGACGCAACCCUGGACGCGAUUCUUGGCGCCGCCGCAGCUCUCGACCUGACGGACAAGAUCAUUGUGGAUACUUCCACCGCCCACCCACUGACCUCGGCGAAAUCAAGGGAUCGUCUUGCUGAAAGAAACGCACAGUUUGUCGCUGCUCCCGUUUUUGGCGCCAGUCCUGUGGCUGCUGAAGGAAAGCUGCUGUGGAUCGUUGCCGGACCCCACGACGCCGUCGAGGACAUCAGCCCGUUCGUCGUUGGCGUUAUGGGCAGGGGCGUCAUACGGCUCGGAGAAGACGUGCAGCAGUCCAGCAUGAUGAAGACAGCUGGGAACUUCAUGACCGCCGGGAUGAUGGAGCUCGUCGCCGAAGCUCACGUCUUUGCCGAGAAGACGGGACUCGGCACGGACGCAAUGGAAAGGCUCAUAGAACAGCAAUACGGGCCCUUGGCUCUCUCAAUGUCGAAGCGUAUGACGACAGGGGCUUACAUGCCGCCGCGCGGCGCGAGGCCUUGGUCGGACCUGACGCUGGCGUUGAAGGACGUCGGUCACGGCAUCGACUGUGCGGAGAAAGUCGGCACCCGACUGGAAAUUGGCGAAGUCGUGUUGAGACACUUGAGUGAGGCGAAAUCGUUCUCGGACGCGGAAGGUAGGCCGCUCGAUUCGUCAUCCAUGUACGGAGUCUUAAGGCGGGAGUCUGAUUUGCCGUUUGAGACUGAGCUCGUCUUGAAGCGAGACAGCUCUGGAGUCUGA